Messenger RNA from Neodiprion virginianus, 1932 nucleotides. RefSeq lists its product as uncharacterized. The record is from RefSeq and is a predicted model, not a curated record. NCBI's taxonomy places the organism in Eukaryota, Metazoa, Arthropoda, Insecta, Hymenoptera, Diprionidae. The transcript has 2 exons. Gene Ontology annotation, biological process: DNA integration. Gene Ontology annotation, molecular function: nucleic acid binding; zinc ion binding. The coding region runs from base 1 to 1932 and encodes 643 amino acids.
AUGGGUGAAACUGUUGCGCAAUACGAAGCAGCAUUGCAAGAAUUGGCGACAAAGUGUGAAUUCAAAGAUUCUUCAGAUGCCAUUAAAGACCAAUUUCUAAGCGGCAUACUCAGCGAUGACAUUCGCGAAACACUUUUCAAGUUAGAAAAUCUAACUUUAGAAUUAGCCUUGAAAACAGCGACGGCUUGCGAAGAAGCAAAAGUAGCGUCGAGUAAGGUAAAGGCAAACGGUGAACAGUCCGAAAACAAACAAGACUUGUUACAGCUUAAAUCAGAAAUAUUCCGGGGCUCCGCAAAUAAAAGGUUCAAUCACAAGCGAGGCUCUACAUUUCACCAAAACAAAGGAAAAUUCCAAGGCAAAAAUUCUUCACGAUACCAGCAGCGAAACAAAAACAAUACACGUAACAAUUCGAACUCAAACUGCCAUCGUUGCGGAAAACCGAAUCACGAAGAAAGCAGAUGUUGGCAUAAAGACAAAACAUGUAACAAGUGUAACAAGAAAGGGCAUCUCGAAUCAGUCUGCUGGAGCGGCGGUAAAAACCAAGCAACAUUGAAAAAUCUACAAGAGAAGAAAGAAGAUAAGCAGUCAAGCACGGACGAUGAAUCAUGGUUUGACGAUUUUUUUCGAAUAAGCGUAAGUGAUCCUGUAAUGAAAAUUAACUCUUUAGAAAAAAAAGAGAAAAUCGAUCCGCAAUAUCUAAAUGUAAAAGUCGAUUGGAAAAUUGUAUCGAGAGAAACGCGGAAAGACUUAGUAUUAGCAAAAGUUAUGAAUUACGUUAAAUACGGAUGGCCGAAAGGCAAGUUGCCAGACGAAAUUACACCCUUCCUGAACCGAAAGGACGAACUCACAAUUGAGCAAGAUUGCAUUUUAUGGGGAUAUAGAGUAAUAAUACCAGGAAAAAUGAUCAAUACAAUUUUGAAUGAACUGCAUAAAACGCACUUAGGAAUAGUAAAAAUGAAAGCAGUUGCGAGAUCGUUCUUUUGGUGGCCCGGGAUUGACGCGUGCAUUGAGCGUACAGCAAAGGCGUGUGACGAGUGUGCGCGCGAGAGAGACAAUCCGCCGGCGAGCUAUUUAAAUCCGUGGAAAUGGCCAUGCGGCGUUUGGGUGAGAAUUCAUUCCGACUUAAUAGGGCCGAUAGACGGGUUGACUUUCCUAUUAAUAUUAGACGCUCGAUCGAAAUGGCCAGAAAUUUUUUUAAUGCCCAACACUACUUCAGAAAGUUUAAUAAAAAUGUUUCGUCAAGUUUUCGCACGAUUCGGGUUUCCUGAGUGUUUAAUAACUGACAACGGACCGCAGUAUACAGCUCUAGAAUUUAAACUAUUUGUAAAAAAAUCAGGAAUAAAACAUGUAAAAUCAGCUGUCAAGCACCCAGAAACUAAUGGGGCUGCGGAAAAUUUAGUGCGAACUUUCAAAAAAGCGUAUAAAAAAUUGAAAAGACAGGGGUUAUCCACUCAAAAAGCAAUUGACACAUUUUUAUUCGACUAUAGAACUACUAAACAUUGUACAACCGGAGAAACCCCUGCUAAACUAAUGCUCGGUAAAGAAUUGAGAACACGAUUCACUCUUUUACUUCCAAACACGGAGCAAAAAGUUAAUGAAAAACAUGAUUGUCAAAUUCAACAUAAAAGGGGGAAAAGAAUAAUCGAAUUUAAAGAAGGCGAUUUAGUAUGGGCGAUGAAUUUUAGCAAAAACGCUGCUCCUUGGUUGGAAGCAAAAAUAAAGAGUAGAAUCGGACCAGUAAACUAUUUGAUUGAAUGGGAAUCAGGUAAAGUGGAUAAACGCCACGUCGAUCAAAUAGUAACUCGUGAAACGGUUGAAUUAGAUGACGUUGCACAGACAAACGAAAAAGCUAACGUUGAGAAAACUGUGUUAUUGCGUAGAUCCGCUCGGCUCCUAGAGAGAGAACAAAAAUUAAGCGGAGAGAAAGUGUAA